AUGGAAGAAGAGGGUAACUUGAAGGGUGAAGAGGCAUUUAGGAAAACGAGAGUGCCAAAAUGGAGAAAACAGAUAACAUUGAGAUCAAUGGUGACAAGCUUUGUGAUAAGUGUAAUUUUCAACUUCAUUGUGUGCAAACUCAACUUCACCACAGGAAUCGUACCAUCCCUCAACGUAGCUGCAGGUUUGUUGGGGUUCGCAGUGAUCAAGUCCUACACUGCACUGCUCAACAAGUGUGGCCUUCUCAGACAACCCUUCACUCGCCAAGAGAACACUGUUAUCCAAACUUGCGUUGUAGCAUCCUCUGGAAUCGCAUUCAGUAGUGGCACUGGAAGUUAUCUACUUGGGAUGAGCCCAUAUAUUGCUUCUCAAGUUAAUGGGGGGAACACGCCAAUCAAUAGAAAGGAACUGUCCCUUGGUUGGAUGUUUGGUUUUCUCUUUGUGGUUAGCUUUGUGGGCCUUUUCUCUAUCGUACCUCUAAGAAAGCUGAUGAUUUUGAAGUACAAUCUAACAUAUCCGAGUGGAACUGCCACAGCUCUUCUAGUCAAUAGCUUACACACACCUAAAGGAGCAAAGUUAGCAAAGAAACAAGUUUCUUUGCUCUUCAAAAGCUUUUGUGGCAGCUUUGCUUUCGCUUUUUUCCAGUGGUUUUUCACUGCAGGAGAUAGUUGCGGAUUCAGCAGUUUUCCCACAUUUGGUCUCCAACCCUACAAUAGAAAGUUCUACUUUGAUUUCUCAUCUACCUAUGUCGGAGUUGGAAUGAUCUGCCCUUACCUGGUAAAUGCAUCUUUGCUUCUUGGAGCUAUAAUCUCAUGGGGUAUUCUAUGGCCCUGGAUUGAGCACAAGAAAGGAAUCUGGUAUAGUGCAGAUCUACCUGCCAGCAGUCUAAGUGGCAUCCAAGGAUAUAGGGUCUUCACAGCAAUUGCUAUGAUGCUUGGUGAUGGUCUUUACCAUUGCAUCAUCAUGCUAAUACGAACCAAGUUUAGGAUAUAUAGGUUUGUUCCAAAUCCUAUGUGCUUGGCCAUCCCAUUCUACCUUGGUGGGUACUUUGCUAUUGACAUGUGCAUUGGGAGCAUGAUUCUGUUUUGGUGGGAGAAAAAGAACAAGCAGAAAGCAAAGGAUUAUGCUCCUGCCUUGGCUUCUGGACUAAUCUGUGGUGAUUCUUUGUGGUGUGUUCCAGCUGCUAUACUUUCUCUUGCAGGAACUAAGCCACCAAUUUGCAUGAAAUUCUUAUCUAGCGCUGUGAAUAAGAAGGUUGACACCUUCUUGAGUGGUGCUCAAUAA
Molecule: messenger RNA, 1284 nt
Organism: Abrus precatorius (Indian licorice)
Lineage: Eukaryota; Viridiplantae; Streptophyta; Magnoliopsida; Fabales; Fabaceae
Product: probable metal-nicotianamine transporter YSL7
Exons: 7
Coding region: 1-1284 (427 amino acids)
Cellular component (GO): membrane
Molecular function (GO): oligopeptide transmembrane transporter activity
Source: RefSeq, a predicted model, not a curated record